This is a messenger RNA of Prorocentrum cordatum, 531 nucleotides long. Lineage: Eukaryota; Dinophyceae; Prorocentrales; Prorocentraceae. The record is from the annotation of a GenBank genome assembly.
AUGGCGAAGGAGCGCCCGCCGUUCGUGUCGUUCUGCAUGGGCGGCCUGUCCGGUGGCACUGCAGUGGUGCUGUCGAAUCCCUUCGAGGUGGUGAAGACCCGCUAUCAGCUGCAGGGGGAGCUGCCGGGGUCCCAGAAACUAUAUCGGUCACUGUGGCAUGCUUUCUCGACCAUCGUCCGGGAAGAGGGCCUGUUUGCCCUGCAGAAAGGGCUGGCAGCAGGAGUGAUGUUCCAGGUCGUUUUCAAUGGGCUUCGUAUUGGUCUCUUCGAUCAUGUUAAGCCGCUCGCGCAUGUCGAGUCUGCGCCAAACUUGUCGAAACUCUUGGCGGGGGCUAGCACAGGUUGUCUGGCAGCGGCUACGUGUUCACCACUUUACAUGGUCAAAUGUCGGCUUCAAUCACAGGCAACUGGCGCCGUAGCGACUGCGGCCUGCACACAGCACGGAUAUACUGGAGUUGUGCAUGGUCUUGGUUGCGGAUAUACAGAGAGGGUGGCAUUCGGGGUCUCUACAUCGGUGUGGAUGGCUUUAUGA